AUGGCGAGAAGAUGGACUCUGCUACUGGGCCUCCUGGCUUUGCUGGCCUUCGUGGCUGCUGACUCAGGUGGCGGGGUUACAAAAGAUCCAAAGCCACCAACCCGGAAGCCUCCGGGAGGAGGAGGAGGAGGCCAUCAUCCACCGGGUUGUCAUACGCAUCCAACCACGACGACUACAGUGCCUACCAGCGCCUCCACCGGAAGCACACCAUGGACCUCUACCAGUACCUCUACUUCUAGCCCCACUUCUACCUCUACCCCCACUUCUACUUCUACCUCUAGCACAACUUCUACUUCUACGUACAGCACAACUUCUAUCGCUACCAACAGCCCUACUUCUACCUCUACCUCCAGCACUACUUCUAGCCCCACUUCUACCUCUACCUCCAGCUCUACUUCUAGCACUACUGCCAGCCCUACUUCUACCUCUACUGUCACUACGACACGAAAGCCACCAUGUACCUGCCCCACUGUUGGAACCACCACCAGUACUACAAGUUCAACAUCCAGUACGACGUCAACCCCGAUGUCUACGUCUAGCACGACAUCAAGCCCGACAUCUACCACGACAUCAACCCCGACAUCUACCACAUCAACUACGACAUCCACCCCGACAUCUACCACAACAUCAACCCCGACAUCUACAUCUACCACGACAUCAACCCCGACAUCUACCACGACAUCAACCCCGACAUCUACCACGACAUCUACCACGACAUCAACCCCGACAUCUACCACAUCAACUACGACAUCAACCCCGUAUUCUACCACGACAUUCUACCACGACAUCAACCCCGACAUCUACCACAUCAACUACGACAUCAACCCCGUAUUCUACCACGACAUCAACGCCGACAUCUACCACAACAUCAACCCCGACAUCUACGACAUCUACCACGACAUCAACCCCGACAUCUACCACAUCAACUACGACAUCAACCCCGACAUCUACGACAUCAACCCCGACAUCUACCACAUCUACCACAUCAACUACGACAUCAACCCCGACACCUACCACGACAUCAACCCCGACAUCUACCACAACAUCAACCCCGACAUCUACCACGACAUCAACCACGACAUCAACCCCGACAUCUACCACGACAUCAAAACCUACUAA
Molecule: messenger RNA, 1119 nt
Organism: Dermacentor silvarum
Lineage: Eukaryota; Metazoa; Arthropoda; Arachnida; Ixodida; Ixodidae
Exons: 5
Coding region: 1-1119 (372 amino acids)
Source: RefSeq, a predicted model, not a curated record